GUUAUCGCUGAACUUAACAAGAAAUUGUCUCAGGCUUCUGUGGACAAGUUUGAUGAGUCUGAAGAGCAUGAGAUAGAAUCACAGACGUCAGAGCAUGGUAAGCCUAAAUAAUUGCACAUGGUUAGGUUUACAUCAUUAAGUGCAUUAAUAUUUAAAUUACAAGCUUAAAAUUCUCGUCUUGAAACCUGUACUGAAGCUUUUAAUUAAUCAUUGAGCCUUUGCUGACAGAGACCCAGCUAUGUAAACCCAAUUAAUUACCGGUACUCCCAAACAGCGUAUCAUAAAAGUAAAUUCAACCAAGGGCCAAGAGCUGCAGCCCACCAGCCAUGCAGCAAAAAGUAUCUGGUGUUGAGUUCUUAAUGGCUUAAUGAGGUUGUCACAAUUAUUAGUGAAUCAUCCCUAAACCAAACUUCAAGGGACUUUUUGUUUGACGUUUUAUAACCCUAAGCCCUGAAGCCAAGUGUGAAUUUUAAUAUAAUUAUUUAUGGUCUAUUGCUUUGAAAGUUGUUGUUAUUUAUUAUAACUUAUAUCUGAUUAAUAAUUGAGUAGGUCUUAAAGAAUAAACAAUAGAACAAUAGUGGCCUUUCAUCACACAAACAAGACUCCCUUAAAACAAAUCUUAAAAGACUAAGAAAUUCUUUGGGGGGCAGGGGGACAUAUAUGGGUUGGCCUGGUCAUAAACAGAAAAGGAGGACUUUGAGUAAGCCCUGAAUUUAUUUACAAGGAGAAACUUUCUCUACUUUAAAAGCGGAAAUUGAUUUAUUACUUUUGAAAUAUUUUCAUCACUGUAAUGUAUGUUGUGGAUUUAAUCUUUGGUUUGAAUCAAACUGGUUUAAAAUUUUCAAACUGGAUAGAAAUUUUUCAACACAUAACUCGUUCUCAUUUAUUUUACCUCUCCCUGUAAUAUACUAUGUAAAAUAAACUUGUGACAUCAAGGUGUCACAUUUUAGUAAGGUAGUGUUUUAGGGUGCAUUUGAUUGAUUGUAUUUGGGAAAAGAAUACGCUUAAGUUUUUUUAGAAACCUCUUCACUCUUGCAUCAUGAUGUUUGGAUUACUUAACGCUUUUAAACAGAUUUCUGGCUAUUGCCAUGCAAGAAAUUCCAAAACAAGGGAUUUCCAGAGUUAGUCUGUUUACUCUUACUGUGGAAUACAGUAAACUGAACUCGCCCUUAGUUUUGUUAAGAAAUUAUUUUAUGUAAAAUACCCUUCAUACACCCCAGCCAAUUUAUGAGGUUUGAAAUCCAAAUGAGUAGGCUGACUCCUCUCAGAGGCUUACAGCUGUAAUUGAGGUUUUUUUGAUAUAUUCAAUGGAUAUUGGGAUCAGCCACUGUGGAGAGCUAGUAUAUGUUGCCGUUAAUUUUUUUAUUUCGGUUAAUUUUUGUUUUUCCUUUGUGUUCAAUUCAUUAGCAUUCAUUACCAUAACCAAAAACAAUGGAAAAGUAAAAAUUAACUGAAAUAAAAAAUUAACGACAAUUUAUGUACAUUGAUUAUUGUGAUUUAUGUCUGACAGGAUCACAAAGUGAAUCAGACAGCCUUGCCUCUGACGAAGGUGCAAAUGAUGAUAACACAGAUGAUGAGUUGUCCAAAGUAGUCGGUGGGCUGGAAUUUGCUAUAGACAGGCAGGAUACAGCUGACUCCAAGCAAGUGCAAAAGAAAGAGGUCACUGAAAGCAAAACUGAGGACAAGAAACCAGUAGAGGAAGAUAACAAGCCGCCAUUGCAUAGUUUACAGUCUGUGAGUUCAGUUCGGUCGCUUCAACUUUUCAAUUUUGCCCGCCUGAGAUGCGGCGCUUAUUUGAGGGUGGCAUUUAUUUGAAUGUUGUACACAACAAAGAAUGUUUUUUAAUUACGGUAUUAUAAUUUUCCGUAUUAAACUAACAGAAUUAAUGUGUUUGAUUUUGAUUAUAUCGGGGCUACUGCUCUCAUUCACUUUUUUGUCCCAAAAACGGCACUUGAUCUGGGCAGUCCUUAUUCGAGUAAAUACGGUAUUCAGAUUAUUGAAGUAAAUUUACAUUGUUUACUGUAUGUUAAGUCUUUUGUACAGAAGUGCAUGAUCAAGAACGCCACCCAGAUAGAUUGUGCAAUUUUCUGUUUCUAAUUUGCAGCUUGUAAAAACAGAUGUCUCAGGCAAAACAGCCAAGGAGCAUGAAGAUCUUCAGGCCAAGUGCAGAGAGCUUAGAGUUCAGUGUCUAGACCUGGAAAAGAAACGACAGAUCUGUAAGUGAAUAUUAUUAUAUUAUAUUGUUGAUCUUUUAUUUGUGAACACCCAUUACAGGCGACCACUUUCCACUAGCGACCGCAUGAUAACUUUGUAUUCAAGAACAUUUUUAAUAAAAGGGAUGUUUGGAACCUCUCGUAAACAACCACAUCUUGUAAGAGAGUUUGGCCACUUGAGUGGGUGGUUUUAUAAUUUUCCAGUGUUUUUUUUUCUGUGAAACGCAGAAGGUUCCAGAAAUAUUAUUUCUGGAAUGUUAUGGUAUUGCAAGGAAAAGCCAAUCAUGUGUAAGAAAACUAAACACUAUUCAGCAACGCAGGGGUUUCAAUAAGCACCGACGGCCAACGAAACGCGUAGGCUACUUCGCUCAUAGAGGUCGGCUGCUCUUUUUAAAAUAAAAAUAACGUUGUAAAUAAAACAUAUAUCAUAAAAUCUGAAUGAAAACGUAAUUAUGAUGUGAUUUCAUAAAGAGUUUAAAGACCCACUGGUUUUACGUUAUGUGAACGCUAUAUUUCAGUCAGUUUUUCACAGGUUUACGCAGAAUUUGUUUACGUGCAAAGUACUUAAUUUAGUUUUCAUCAUUUCUUCAUUGCUUGUAGGAAUUGAUUGUGUGACUGAUAAAUCGAAGGUUGUAUGAAAACUACAUUUUCUCGAAUGAAAAACACGCUAUUUUGUCCUCAAUUCAGUCCCCAGAACGCUGAAAAUCGCAUUUUAGGGCUUUGAAAUUUCUCAGUUUUCUGGGGAAACACGCCCCCAGACCCCCCCCUAGAAAAAGAGGACUAACGUCACCUUGUUGAUACAAUCGGUUACUCUAUUCAGACCUGCUAGCUACUUCAAUUUAUAUUGAAACCCCUUGUUUUUGUGGCUUGCUUACGUGUCCUGAACUUUUUGGUGACUGGUCAGAACACGAUAAUGAUACCCUGAAAUAAGUGUUCACAAUAUUCUCGGUUCUUUGAAUCAAACCUAGAAAUAUAUUGGACCUGUAACGCUGUUACUGCAAGAUAGUCUGAGAAAUCUUGGCAUUUAGACUGGUCGCUUACGGGAGGUUCGGCUGUAAACGUUUCAGUAGUUAUUUUAGUGUUUUUAAAAUUUCUAGCAUCAUGGGGCCCGUUUCUUGGAAGUCUGGGUAACUUUUUGGGUCCGAAAAAAACAAGAGAAUAAAAUCGCGGGUUCCUAGCUGACAAACCAGUCUAUUUUGUUUUGCUUACUGGUCAAUAAUCUUAUCAUAUUGUCUUCAGAACUAUUAAAGUCUCUGUCUUGAAUGGGAACUUUGUGCUCUUUUUGAAAACCUAUCUUUUGAAUCAUGGUAAAGCAUUGAGCUGGGGAAGAACUUAAUGUUUUUAGUUACGAUAUUAUUUCAUUCUUUUAUUGAUCUAAAACCUUUUUGGGUUUAGUGGAGCGCCAGCUUCAGCAGACAAGUUUGAAGGAGUGGGUGACAAGAAAGAAGUCUUCCGGUAGCGCAGGGACACCAGACGUAAGCCUUAUUGACACAUUUCUUUACUCUUGUAAUUCCUUCUCUACACCAUUGAUCAAGCUUGGUUCAAAAAUCGUGCAAAUUUUCAGGAGAUAAUCAAACACUGGUUUAGUUUUUGUUUUUAGUACCCGAAAUAAAUCUUGCACUUUGGCAUAUACAGUGGAAGCUCGAUAUAACGAAGGGCCAAGGGAGUGGGGAAAUUUGUUCCCUAUAACGAGGUUCUUUUUCAUAUGUUGUGCUGUUACUGAGGUAACAAUAAAACCGAUGACUUCGUUAGUUACUGGUUCGUUAUAUCUAGGUUCCACUCUAGUCAUAAAUGCAACCUCUAAUGCUUAGAGUGUGAAGGCAAGAAAGUGUAGUGGUCGCCAAGCCCCUGCAAAACUCUAGAAAAUUGUUUGUUAUUUGUUGCACUGUUGAAAUUUUGAGGAGUAUUCAGAGUCUUGUUAUUAUCGGUUUCUUUUCUGUUUUUUUUUUUGACUUUCAGACCUUGUAGGUGUAACUGAAAUUAUGCCAGACCAACUAAUUUUUGGAGUGAAUGCAUGAGUUUACCCUUACCGGGUAUUUUGCUCACUGUGGUCACAUCACAAAAGCCUCAGUUUCUUUCUUUGUUUUUCAAACCAAAGUCCAGACCAAUCGGGGCAUUUUUUUGCAUGUGAGCAUAUCCAUAACAAAUGUUGUUUCUAUUGUAAUUUUGUAGGAGCUCCAAGCAGUUACAAGUGAGAGGGAUAAUCUAAAGGCAAAACUCCGAAAAACUGAAGGGGAUUUAGAGCAAGUUAAAACUGAAAAUCAGGGGUUUAGAGAAGAGAGAGACCGGCUCAGGCGUAGGGUAGGUUCCAUUCUUUUUUGUUGUUGUUAAAUCCUUAUCGUUCCAUUUCUUGAUUAUGUCGGUUUGAUACUAAAUUCUCCUUGAUGCAAAAUUCCAGGCUCACUUGUGCGAGGUGGGGGAAAACUUUUGCGAAGGCUGACCAGAAGAAUGAGUUGAGGAAAAAUGAAAUCAAUUUUCCUCGCCCCAUUUUCUAACUGGCUUCGCCUAACUCGCACAAGUGAGCCUGCAUGCUCGCAGGUUAUGACAAUCUUAUCUGCUUGAAAUCAGCUUCCCAUUUCUAAUCUAGAGUAAGACCUAAGCUGCAAAUAAUUUUCUUCUUUGAAAGGACUUUGUCCGUAUCCGGCCAAGUGACCUUUUAUGUCGGAUUUUUUAUGUAUCUUACACUGUACAUGUUAGACGCCGAAUUCGCAGGUAGACUGAUUGUUACCAUGUAUUCACUGCCUGAACAAUGUUAUUUCCUCGUUAGUUUAGUUUUUAUGCUCAGGGUUGACUUAAACCAUCUGCAAAAAAGUUUAGUCUUCACUCGUUCUCGCCCUCCGCGCUCGUCGAUUUUCGAAAAGGAAAAGAAGAUAACGUCUUUGUGCAGGUGAUACUAUUAAUGCGAACAUCAUGUUCGGCCUAAGUAAAGAUUUCGUCGGACAUUCGCCUCUUUAGAAACGGGAAAGAACUGGGCCGAGUUAACAUUCGCAAAGACUUCUGGGACGUUGCUAGGUUCAGGCAGCAAAGAAUUUGGCCAAUAGCUGAUCGGCGCGUCCUUAGUGACGAUCCUAGAAACAAUUACGGGACACAUUAGGUUCCAGUUCCCUUUUAUUUCUGUAGUGGCGAAUGGGCCAAUUUUAGUCGGACAUUGUCCGGUGACUGACUGUUAUUGCAACUUUGUAUGGUAGUGUCGAACUCAACAAAUGAUUUCUCUCUUUCCUGCCAGGUUUUUGAAAUGCAGGAUCAACUUAAACUGCUUCAUCAAAAGUCACUCCAGUAUGAGCAACAACAAGCCAGGACACGGGCGAACAGCAUGCAGGCGCCUGCAACUCCCAGGUCUCCUAGCACACCUCGCAGAAACACACAACCAUCAAGCAACAGUCAUUCCGCGGUGCGUGUGCNAACUCAACAAAUGAUUUCUCUCUUUCCUGCCAGGUUUUUGAAAUGCAGGAUCAACUUAAACUGCUUCAUCAAAAGUCACUCCAGUAUGAGCAACAACAAGCCAGGACACGGGCGAACAGCAUGCAGGCGCCUGCAACUCCCAGGUCUCCUAGCACACCUCGCAGAAACACACAACCAUCAAGCAACAGUCAUUCCGCAGUGCGCGUGCUCAGCAGACAAGCAAGUAUGAGUGGUGUCUCAGAUGGCUCUCAUAAAGAUAACAGCUAUCUGACAUCACCCCGUAUUGCACGCCGUUCCAGUAUUGAUAAUUUAAGUAUGUCCAGCCAAGGUCGAAAUUCGCAGUCUAUGCCAAACGGACAUGUUCGGAGACCCAGUGGCAGUGGAAGUGUCUGGACAGCUUCAGACGGCAGCCCAGCAUUCCCGUCACGACACCCAUCGGGUAGUGUCCAGUCCAUCUCAAGUCAGGCGUUCUGGAGGCCUGGUGCAACUAGUGAUUUAGGCUCAUCUGUGCACGGUUCAACACAAGAAAUAACUGUUGUGGCAAAAAUGAUUGAUGAUGGAACGCAAGGUAGAGGAAUUACAGGGAUGAAUUGUAUUAGGGCUCUGGUAAGUAAUCCGUUUUUUUUUUCCAAGUGAAAAAGGGGCCCGUUUGUAGGGUCUCAAAUAUUAAGGUCUUCGAGAGGGUUGCCCAUAAUGGCCUGAGACAGUUUGAGUUACGAUCGCGAGCCCCGGUCACUUUGAUUUCAGACAGAACAAGUGCUGAGAGACGUAUUGAAAGAAAAUACCAUAAGUCGGAAACUGGAUUAGUUUAAAACUAUUUGUGUGCUUUUAAGGAAAAAAUGGAGACCUCAGACUAAUGCAAACUUCGUAGCAUAGUUUUUUCUGACUGCGCAUUGUCUGUCCUAGCCGUUGUGAGGCAAUUUCUCUCCCGCUUGCUUUAAUAUAUUCUCUCGGCUAAUUGUGAGGAGGGAUAAGCGUCUACUCGUAGUCUUAGAUUUUGGAAAUUAAUAGUUUGUUUCGUAUUCCUCUCUUUUUCAUAUUUUAGAGCCAGUUACCAGAGUUUGCAUCAAACAAAAUGCCUCCUGACUUAGUAAAAGCAUUGGAGAAUAGUAAGACUACUCAAGAAGUUUACAAGGCGAUGUUCACUUACUGUGAUACACAAGCGGACAAGAAACUCAAGGAAUAUGAACUAGAAAUUGAGAUGUUAACGAGUCGCUUUGAUCACAUACAAGCUCAAAACAAUGUUAUAUCUUUGUCGUUAGAGGAAAGUAGAAGCAAUGCCGAUAGAAUGAGUGUUUUAAUGGGCAAAUAUGAAUCGAACUGCACCGCUCUUCAACUGGCUUUAAGUUUUUCAGACCGAGUCAUGGAAACAUACGAGGUGUUGUUAGAGUUGUCAGAGUCCGAACAAGCGAGACUUCUCGCCAACUGUCGGGCCGCUGGGGUUAAAACUAGCCUCCAUGGCUAUGCGAAUCCAUCCUCGGAGUCACCUUAUAGAUUAAUAUAUACCGAAGAGGGUGAAAACGAAGCCGAGAAUGAUCGGAAACCCGAAGAUGUGGAAUCGUGCGUGAAUCGGAGGCGAAUGGCGGAAAACGAAGCGCGGUUUUUGCUUCAAAAAUUUGAUCGGAAUUUUGAGACACAAAGUAAUUGUGGACAGCCAUGGGAGUCAGUAUCAUCUAACAGUAGAACUAGUUCAACGGGUUCGUCAAAUGACGUGGAGUUCUCCCCUGAGGAGGCUGCCAGAUUAAAAAGUUAUAUUCAACAGUUGAAAUCGGAAAGGUCAACCGUCGGUCUUACGGCUAUCGAGUUGGAAAGCGUACAUGAAGUGGCGCAACCAAGGGAUUUGAAGUUGGAACCCCUGGAUCCUAAAAUAGACUUAGAGAACGCUGUACUCAUGCAGGAAUUAAUGGCUUUGAAGGAAGAAAAAGCCGAAUUAAAAGCUAAGAAUUAUUUAAUUGAAAAAGAGAAGAAAGCUCUAGAGCUGAAAAUUACGUCGCGGGAUGCGCAGGAACAUGCUUAUCUGGUUCAUAUUGAACAUUUGAAAUCAGAGAUGCAGGAUGAAAUACGAAGAAGAAGGAGAUUGCAGAAGGACGCUGGCGUCGCGAGUAGCAAGGUAAAUAUUUGUAUGAGAUAGGUCGUUUGAAGUUAUUUUGCCAGAAGUUUUUUUGGGCUAGAGAUCAUUGCGUCACCGCAGAUAUCCAUAUACGACUCAUGCGCAGUAGAUGGGAGGUUCUGCUUUAAGGCGCGGUUUUUGAUGUCUUGCUGUGGCCUACUGCUCUGCUCUUGUGCAAUUUCAAAGUAGGUCUCACCUUUCCCGCCAUCCGGCCCCCCACACCCCCUCACAUAAAAAAAAUUACACCACAGUAAGCGAACUUGUGGAAUAAUACAAUAAUUAUUGAACUCGAUUUUAAAAGUAUGGCCAUCUGUCAGAGUCUUGAGAUCGGCAAAUAAUGGACCUGCUUGGAUUGGCAAAUCACUGUAUUUUGCUUGGUAGCAAUAACCGCUGAAUAGGUGUCUUUAUUGACGACAAAGGUGAUUCUUCGACUGCGGUUUGUUGGGAAGGGACUCUUGCGGGGUAACUCCAAGUUAUUCUACAUCUUUGUUAAUCACAGUCAAAACAAAUCAUUUUUGGUAGCGUUCACUUUUUAUCUGGCCAACUUGGUUCUAAAUGUACCGCGAUGGGGCGGGCGUGGGGUUGUAGCGGUCGGGGGAAGAAGGAGAGAAAAUAUCUGCUUCCUAAGUACAUUUGAUACUCUUUCCAAGGUUGCACUCACCAAGAUGGCGGUGCUUUACAGUAAGCGCUAGAUCUCGACGAUUUUACGGAAAAAAACCGGGAAUAGUCCUAGAAAUAACUACUCGGAAAUUUCAACGCUGACCUACUCUACGAUGGCAUCCCAUUCCUUAUUUUCCUCGGCCGGGAAAUACCCCCUCUCUUAUGCUGGAGUACACCGCCUUCGUUGCCUUAAGUUACUUAUGGCUGAUAUCCAAAGUUUAUUUUAUUUUAUUUUUUUGCGUUUUCCGCGGUAUUUUGAUGUCGGAAAUAGACUAUUUGUUUUGUAGUUAGUGUUUCAAAAAACGGGGAGGUAGGGAGGGUUUUCAUUGCAGUGGAAGUAUGACUUUAAGAAAAGUUACAUCCUAACUUUUGCUUUGUUUUAGUCGGACGAGAAAUCAGGAGGCAGUGCUUCUGGAACUCCGUCUAUUACUCUGGCUGAGUUAAAAACAUCCGAUGAUGACAUCCCGCCGGACUUGUAUGAAGCUGCCAGGAGAGAAAAGAAGCUCAAAGCCAAAAUUCAGGAGUUGGUAGAAACGCUGGAAAGUUUGUCGAAAAACUCGGAAACAAGACAUCAACAAACUGCUGAAUACGUGGCGGACUUAAAGAAGGCGAACGGUGCUCUUGUGGCAGCUUAUGAAAAAGCGAAGAAAAAGCACGGAGCACGGUUACGGAAAUUGGAACAGCAGAUGAUAACCAUGGUGGAAAGACACGACGCCCAGGUUAGUACCUCUCGUUAAUGCAAUUGUUGUAAAAUAAAAGUGCGGAAAAAGUUGUUCAAAAUGACAUGACAAUUGGAGCUUUCAGCUUCAACUCCAGCUCUAACUCGUUCACUGUGUAAUUCUGAGAAGUCGAAAGUGUCUCGUUGGAACAAAUUAGACUAUUCUAACAUAGUUUGCGCAGUUCCAAGGUAUUGCCAGGCAAGGGUGACUAGUUUAGGGGUGGGGUGAAAGUACCCUAGACUAGACAAUGAUAGGUUCCACUUGUCUUCCAUCUGAAAAUUUCACGUGUUGGAGCGUCCUGGCCUGUCUGUUUGGCUUCAUGGAAGGCAGAUUUAGUUAAGAAACACGACGUCAACUGAGAACACGAAAGUUGAGGGUUCGCACGCACCUUGAAAGUCCUUGAAAUUGCAGUCCGUUCUGGAAAGUCCUUGAAUUUCAGUGCUAACUGUAUCCAACCCAGAUUCUUAAGUGCCUAUAAGGAGCAAACACAGAAAGACCUUCAGGAUAAAAUUGCUCGUGUUGUGGACGGACUUAGACAUAGACAUAGACUCAAGGCUCUUUUUUUUCACUGAGUGGAGUCCUUGGAAAAUGGGAAAUGUUUCUUUGAAAGUCCUUGAAUUUUUUGUUCAAAAAAGUAUACGAACCCUGAAAUUUGCUGUUCUGCCAUCGGUCAAGUCGGUGUAAAGACCUGCGCCCGCUGUCGUCUGUCGUCUGUCGUCUAACCGCCGUCCGGUUAGCUCAAUCGGAUUAGAGCCGGUCUGCUGAGCGUGGGGCCGUAGGUUCAAACCCUGGCCGGACCGACACUCAGGAUCUUUAAAUAACUGAGGAGAAAGUGCUGCCUUUGUAAUAACAUCUGCAAACGGUUAGACUUUCUAGUCUUCUCGGAUAAGGAAGUUAACCAUAGGCCCCGUCUCACAAGCCCUUGCAAAUGUAAUAAAUCUGGGGGACGUUAAAGAACCCACACACUCUUCGUAAAGAGUAGGGCACGUAGUGCCCGGUAUAGUGGUCUAUCUCACUUUCACACUCAUGUAUGGGGGCAUCAUCACUCAUUCCUUCAUUACUUGUUAACUGUACCUUAAACAGUAUGGCAAAGUCCACCAACCAGAAAAGCCCUGAGAGGAGUGGAUAAUAAGAUAUUAUAUUUUACACUUCGUCACUUUAUCUUUGGAAAAUCUGCCUAGUGAUUAAAGCUGUGCUUUAAGCCGAAAGCUCCAUGUUUUCCUUGAGUUUUUCUUGCCUAAGACUAGGGUUUAAUUUUCUUAAUCUUACUAUGUAAUAGUGGUGUUUGUUAAUAGGACUGGGUGGAGUCUAGUUCGGUCUUUGAUCGGUUGACCCCCCCAAAAUAUUGACCUUCGAGGCCCAGUAACGGGAUUUUCGGUUUUUGCCGCGCGAAAAAUGGAACGAGAGCCAAAAAAUGAAAGAGGGGGUAGGGGGAGGGGAUGGAAGGAAACUUGUUUCCUUCUUUUCUUCCCCACCCCCUCCCCGCUCUUUUAUUCGCGCCAUUUUUCGCGCGGUCCUCGUUCUUUGCUCCAAAACCGCACGUAAACUCUUGCUACGCAGGUUAUAUGUGGGGUAAAAGGACCACAAUAUUUCAAGGAAGUAAAAAUGCUCACUCUUCGAUCUUAGAUGCCCAUAUGAGGGGCAUGAAUAACCCUCUAAGGAAAGUUAUACCCUACAGUGCCAGAGCGAGGGACUUGUCUUUUUUUCCUCAAAACGCAACACCAAGCUUAGGGUGGCCCAUCAGGGUUUGGGCGGGGCGAAAAUGCGCAUUUCUACACUGAUCGAUGUUAUUUUGUGCCUUUUCGAUUUUGCUUCAUCUUUUACCCUUAAUUUCUUGAGACUGACCGGUUCUUUUAUCAAAAAGGCAUCUAUAUUGUCAUUGAUUUUUUUUUUCUUUUUAAGCUCAGAUUUAAAGAAGCUGUUAGAGCUUUAUUUUUCUACUGUCUUGGCAGAAUUCUUAGACAAUGUGUUCUUUUCGUUUGUGUCUUAGGUGCGAACCAUGAAGGAAAGAAUAGCAUUAUUGGAAGAAGAACGAAAGACAACUUCAGCACGGCAAAACGAGACCGCGCUCUAGUUCACAAUGUCAAGAAAGGCAUCAUCUGUAAUGUACCAUUUAAAGUGAAACUACCCCGCUUAACAGGUCCGGACACAUUUUUGAACGGACAAAAACUUGCACCGAUCCGCCUUUCGUUUUCACAGGACGCGCGCAACUUUGCAACUUUUUGA
Molecule: messenger RNA, 11330 nt
Organism: Porites evermanni
Lineage: Eukaryota; Metazoa; Cnidaria; Anthozoa; Scleractinia; Poritidae
Source: the annotation of a GenBank genome assembly